Monomorium pharaonis (pharaoh ant) is the source of this 2601-nucleotide messenger RNA. Its product is annotated as dynein regulatory complex subunit 7. NCBI's taxonomy places the organism in Eukaryota, Metazoa, Arthropoda, Insecta, Hymenoptera, Formicidae. Gene Ontology annotation, cellular component: motile cilium. Gene Ontology annotation, biological process: flagellated sperm motility. The record is from RefSeq and is a predicted model, not a curated record. The transcript has 11 exons. The coding region runs from base 1 to 2373 and encodes 790 amino acids.
AUGUUGGUGUUCGAGGGACAGAAGGUAGGCGAGGGGUCGCGAACGACGAGGGGGAAGCCGCCACGGCCGUGUGACGGAGGACAUGGAGGGUGUGAGGCGGGUGAGAGUGGUAGAAUAGGGUGGCCAGAGAGGGUGGUGGUGGUGGUGGCGGUGGUGGUGAUGGUGGUGGUGGUGAAGGUGGUUGCGAAGGAAAGGGCGCACAGAACGACGAAGACCGCGAGACAUGGCCGAGGCUGCGAGAAAGGAGGAUGGAGCAUUAGAAGGGAGAGGAAGCCGGAAUACCUGCGCUCGCCGACGUGGAUGUUGGACUUUCAGAAGGGCAACAGUUUCGAGUGCGCGACGCUUCUGACGAGCUUAUUGCUGGGGCAGGGCUACAACGCGUUCGUGGUAAGCGGAUAUGCGUCACGCGAACAAGUACUCUGCGACGUGUCCAGAAGAACCUGCCCAUAUCUACCGAAAGUGGAGCAGACCCAGCCGCCGGCCGACAAACCUAAGAUCGUCAAGUAUCAGUUAAAGGCACCGCCUGAUUUCAGAAGUCAAUUCCUCUUGGAGCUGGAGGAACGCGAAAGGGCGAAAACGGAGGCGGAAUUACAACGGCAAGAAGUAGAACGACAGAGGAUGAUCGCGGAAUUCGAGCGUCCACCGCCAGAUGAAUAUUUCGGUCAGCGAAUACACGCGUGGGUGGUCAUCCUGCCGGAAGACAAAGGCGCGAGAAAUCGGGAGAUCACCGAACCGAUUUUUCUCGAGCCCUCCUCCGGGUCAUCCUACAAUCCGGCCGAUGAGGAAACUAAUUCAUUGUAUCUCGGAGUCGAGAGUAUUUGGAACGACCAGAAUUAUUGGGUUAACAUGCAGCCCCGCGAGAAGAGAUGCGCGGAGAUCGAUUGGGACUUGAGCAAAGUCGAAUUCUGGGAGCAUUUGUUGCCCGGUGAACCGCGAAUCGAGCGAAAGGACACGGACGAAAUCGAGGAAGACGUAGGCGUGAAACAGGAAAAGCAUUUGGACAUGCCGGCUUCGUACGUGAGUGAAAUCCGAAUCCAGAGUUUAGAUUAUGAACGACGAUAUCCACGGGGCAGUAAAACGAUAUUUUACAAAAAAGCCAAGGUAGAAUUGUACGCGCCGUACACUCGAACAGAUAAUCUGAUUCAGCGAGUAACCGUUUACAAGGAUUACGAAUAUACCACGCCUCUCCAAAGUUACGACAAGUAUACAAACAGAAGUGAUUAUCUUACGGAAUCCAGGAAGGAUCUCGUUACGGACAUUGUCACAGACUUCUUUGAGAAAGGACGACCGGAUCAUUGUAAAGCGCAUUGUUAUCUUACAUCCGAUAGCGAUUCGAUAAACAACGAGAGAACAAUAGAUUUUUAUGACAGCGCUCAGUUUGAUGGACUCUCGCGCAUCGAGGCGGGCCCACUUUAUUUGACACAAUAUUACGUAGAUCGUGAAGAUUUUUUGUACUACAGACGCGCUGAAUUUUUGGCUGACCAAGACAAUACGACAGCGGACGAUAUUCAUUCUAGACCCAUUUCGAAAAUUAUUGAGAAAUACCAUAGAAACAAGGAAAUCCCAGCUUGUAAGGAUAUUGCUGUUCGCGAGUUUGCGAUGAUCGAAAACGAAAUCUCUAUUAAAUUUCAUUACGAACAAGGUCGGAGUACUCAGGCUACACGUAUAUUCAUAAAACCACCAAUAGGGGAUAGGGGUGAUCGCUUAGUUUUCAAUCCUACGAUGACCUAUGGAUAUAACCCGGAUCCGUCUGCACCACCGGAGAAAAACCUCGAUCUCUUUUAUGCGCUUGAUAAACAUCUGAAAGAUGAAGACCGCUCUACGCUCCACAUCAGAGACGUUGAAACGGACAUCGCGGCGUUCCUGCGAAAAAGAGCCGAUGAAAAUUUAAAUCCGCAACUCACAGUUUCAUUAUUUGAUGAAAAUCGAAUAGCCAAGACAACAGAAGACUUAGAUACGAAAGCAAAGAUGCGAUCGAAUCGACGCGAAAUUAUGCAAGAGAUGAACGAUUUGGGACCGUACCUUGCACGAAUAGGCAAUCCGGAGCAUAUCAGUAAAAUGGAAGCAUAUCUGCUGCGCGAUGACUGUUUGAGCGACUUUAAACAGGUGUCCAUUGACAAAGCGAAUCGUAUUUUACGUAUGAUUGAGAAACAGACCGCGGAACUAGAGAAGAUGCAAGUCCUUAUAACGCAGUCUGUCGAUUUAUCGAAAGCGGAAGAGGAAGAGAUGUUGGCCAAGAUAAACGAGAUAAGCUUCAAUGUACACGUGCUGGAAACGUAUCUAAGUCGGUACAGAGACGUAGUGCCGCAGAGAUACAGGAUACUGGUAGAUCGUUUACAACAAAAUCCAUAUCUUCAAGUACUUCAGAAAUAGUGAUCAUAUUAAAAAAUGUAUUUAUAUAUAUAAGUGUAUCAAUUUGCGCGUGAGAAGAGUUUAUAUAUUACAAAAAUCGUACUCUUUUUUAUAUCAUUAAGGAGUAUAUUGGCAUCACAAAAUGUACAAUCACAAUGUAUUUAUCGAAAGGACCACGAACCCAUUUGACCGAUACAUCGACCUAAAAUAAUUUUUUAAAAAUAAAUAAAUGGGCAUAUGUGAUGAUCU